GAGAAUUUUCCUUUUGUCUCAGUGUCAUGUUGUUCUCGGAAACCAACGGAACUCUUCUUGACCAGAUUCCAUAAACACCGAAUAAGGAGAAGAGAAGGAGAAGGAGAAGAAAAGAAAAGAAUUGAGAGAAAGAGAGAGAAAAGAAAGAGAGAAAAAAAAAAAUUGGAAAAAUAUUUAUUCGUAACGGAAAUCCAACGUUGUGAAGUGAAACGAAAAGAAAGGAGAGAAGAGAGGAAGAAAGGAGAGAGAGAGAGAGAGAAACAAAGAAAAUCCCGUUUUAUUAUCAUGGGCCGUUUUAAUGAGGUCUGCUGUCCUCAGCAUCCAGAAGCACACUUAAUAGAGGAUUACCGUGCUGGUGACCAGAUCUGCUCAGAAUGUGGUCUGGUUGUAGGUGACAGAGUGAUUGAUGUGGGUUCAGAGUGGCGUACAUUCAGCAAUGAAAAGGCCAACAGUGACCCUUCCCGUGUGGGAGGUGCGGAAAACCCACUCCUUAAUGGCUCUGAUCUUUCCACCAUUAUUGGACCCGGCACAGGCAGCGCAUCAUUCGAUGGGUUUGGAGGGUCCAAAUAUCAGAACAGAAGAUCUAUGUCAGGUUCAGACCGUGCCCUCAUCAAUGCCUUCCGAGAGAUCAGUAACAUGGCAGACAAGAUCAACCUGCCAAAAGCCAUUACUGACAGAGCAAAUAUGUUGUUCAAACAGGUGCACGAUGGCAAAAAUUUGAAAGGACGUAGCAAUGAUGCCAUCGCGUCAGCUUCCUUAUACAUAGCCUGUCGACAGGAGGGAGUACCCAGAACCUUCAAAGAAAUUUGUGCUGUGAGCAAGAUUAGUAAGAAAGAGAUUGGACGCUGCUUCAAACUCAUCUUGAAGGCUCUGGAAACCCAAGUAGAUCUCAUCACCACUGGAGACUUCAUGUCAAGGUUUUGCUCGAAUCUUGGCCUCCCGACAGCUGUCCAGAAGGGUGCCACCCACAUUGCCAGGAAAGCUGUUGAUUUGGACAUCGUUCCUGGAAGGUCACCCAUUUCUGUAGCAGCAGCAGCAAUUUACAUGGCCUCCCAGGCUUCAGAGGACAAGCGAACUCAGAAGGAAAUUGGUGAUAUUGCUGGUGUUGCAGACGUCACCAUCAGACAGUCGUACAAGCUUAUGUACCCAAGAGCAAAGGAACUUUUCCCAGAAGACUUCAAGUUCUAUACACCUGUGGAGCAGCUGCCACAGUUAUAGAGUUCGUGUUUUACAGAGGAGCUCUUUGGAGAUGUCAUUAACAUUUACAUAUAGUGGGUUUGACCCCCAUUUUAUAGGAAUAAGUACCUUGGAAGUUUUUUAUUUUGAUUUUUUACCCCCUGUUAGGUUCUUAAGUUAAUGAGUUUCUUGAGAGGAUUGACAUAGUAGCAAGAAAGCAGUUAAUACUCAUUAAAAAUGAAGGGGUAAGAAAGUGAUGUGGAUGAGGCAGAGAUUUUUAAGAAUGCCAUGAGGUUUACUCUUGAAAAUCAAAUAUACCAUAUAUCUUUUAUUGCUUUAUGAAAACACAAAAUUAUAUUCUUUGUAAAUUGUCAGGAGAUUCCUUGCUUAUUAGCAAUUUUAAUAGAUAAAAGUUUGCAUUCAAAGAUUAUUUUCUUUUGUGUUUUCUAAAAAGUGUAAAAAAAAAAACAAAAAGCAAAACCAGAAAAAAGGAAAUCUUUUUAUGUUGUGUAACCUUACUGAUUACUGAGAAAUCAUUUUAACUGAUCACAAAAUGAAAGACAGAGUGAAUUGUGAAAAAAAGAAGAGGGGGUUAAAAAAAAAAACAAAAGCAAAAAAAAAAAAAAAAAAAAAAAAAAAACUUUGGAAAACUUACGUAUUUGUUUAUAUAUGUAUAUUUAUACAUUAAUGUAUACAAGAUUAUUGAUGUAUAAUGAGGGUUAAAGAUUUAUUAACAUGUAUGUAGCAUUUGAUGGAUUGUUUUUCCAAAGGGUAAUUACUGAAAUAGAAUUAUUUUAUAUAUCCCAGAAAGGAACUUGUGUAAUGAUUAAUAGCAGGAAGUUCGCCCAAGUGUAGAUGCAGAAACAUGUAGUGUGAUAUAUAAGCCUCUUGUUAUUGGAUGUUCUAUCAUUUUAUUUUUUUAUUUAAUUAUUUUUUUUUUUUAUGAGGUAGGUUGCUAAAAUACAAACAGAAAGGAAACAAUUCAUUCAUGUGUCUGAAGAAGGGAAAAAAAAGAAAGUUGGAAUCGCCAUGGGCCCUUGGGAUUUGUACCUUUUGUACGUAGGCAUAACUAUUACAGCAUGCCUUGGUCAGUAUCAAAUGUUUUUUAGAAGUAAAUGAACCCUCUGAAUGUUUGUAGGUUAUUGGGCAAUGUAGAUGAAAAGAAAGUACAAAAUAAAUACUUUUUUGACAAUGGACUCUUAUGAUGAUUGGUAUUUAUUAUUAUAGGUAUUAUUGGUAAUUGUUUCUUGUUUAUGUUAGCACUAUUAUGAUAUUUGUUGUUGUUGCUUUUAUUAUUAUUAUUAUUAUUAUUAUUAUUAUUAUUAUUAUUAAUCAUUUUUAUCGUUAUUAUUAUUAUUACUAUUAAUCAUUAUCAUUAUUAUUAUAUUAUUAUAUUAUUAUGUUAUUGAUUAAUGAACUUUAUCACUAUUAGUAAUAUCAUUAUUGGUUAUAUUAGUUAAUUAUUCUUGUGUUAUGAUUACUACUAUUGCAGUGCUAAUUUUCAUUACUAUAUAUUCAGAUGCAUUACCAUUCAUUGUGAUUAUUAUGAAUAGGAUGUACUCUCAACAACCCCUUGUGCCUCUUAUAGAUUAUGUUAUGUACUCAAAGUAAUUGUGAUUUGUGUAGUUUUGUAUGUGUUCAUUGUUUAUCAUCAUUUCCAAUAUCAUAUCACAAAUUUGCCACAAAUGUUCAGCUCUGCAUCAAGAAAUAACUUGAAAGGAAGAUAAGAAAUGGAAACUACAAAUGAACAGUUAAAGUGAUAUAGAACAAGUGAUAGAAGGUAAACAUGAGAAGAUUUCAUGCGUUUUAUCUCCAUUCCAUUGUUAAGGCCCCGAAAUUAUGAAGAAAAAAUAAAACCAAAUAAAAUACAAAUAAAAUAAGAUAAAAUGAAUAAAAAAAAAACAUAUAUGGCAUAGUUAUUAUUUUUUAUAUUGAUAAUCAUGGUAAAUAUGUAAAUAAUAACCAUACAAACUUGUCAUGCGUUUAAAGUGGGAAGUUUGUCUGUCCCUGUUGUUAGCAGUGACAAAAACAUUUUGUAAGGUGAAUAUUUUUAAAGGAAGGAUGUCGGUAAAAACUCUUCGUUUUAUGGAUAGAGUUCCUUUGAUUUCGGACAGUUGGAAGGGGGUCAGGGGGGGGAACAGAGCUCUUCUGGUGGGUUGUAUAGUUAAAUUUGAGUAGGACAAUAAUUGCUGUUAUACUAUUAUCAUUAUUAUUUUAUUAUUCAUAUUUAUUGAUAAUCAAAUUUCCUUGCUUGUCACACAAUAUUUUGUAAGGUUUAAUUUUGUUCACAACUUUUAUUUAUUUAUUAUUAUUUUUUUUCCCAUGGAAUGAGUAACCAUUUUGGGGCAAAGAUAAGGUAAUACCCAUUCAACUGUUGGGUUCACUCUAUCAAGGAGAAUGAGAAGGGCUCUUUCUCGGUACGGACCCUCGAAGUGGCUGAAGUGGUGAGGGAAGGUGCCCUCUUCGCUGUCCCAGUUUAGGAAUGCUAAGUUUUUAACAGCAGUGAGUUUAUAUACAGACGGAAAUAACUAUCAACAAGCUAAGAUUUUUGUGUUGAACUGUAGUCAAUUGCAGAUGCUUCUGUAUUUAUUUUGGCAUUUUGUAUCCAAAUAUAUUGGAAAAGGCACCA
Penaeus indicus is the source of this 3805-nucleotide messenger RNA. It is a transcript of the gene TfIIB, whose product is annotated as transcription initiation factor IIB-like. Bases 286 to 1218 code for a protein of 310 amino acids. The transcript is spliced from 7 exons. NCBI's taxonomy places the organism in Eukaryota, Metazoa, Arthropoda, Malacostraca, Decapoda, Penaeidae. The record is from RefSeq and is a predicted model, not a curated record. Gene Ontology annotation, biological process: transcription preinitiation complex assembly; transcription initiation at RNA polymerase II promoter. Gene Ontology annotation, molecular function: TBP-class protein binding; RNA polymerase II general transcription initiation factor activity. Gene Ontology annotation, cellular component: transcription preinitiation complex; nucleus.